AUGUACAUAAACCUUGAUCAGAAUUUUCAAAUAUGUGUGUUCGAUUUUUCCACCUCCAUGUGGAUCAAUCUAUUUAAUCCAAUCAUGGGAAAAUCGGAAUCAGACUGGUCCGACUCCAAUUCAAUCUCUUGGCCGUUUUAA
This is a messenger RNA of Spirodela intermedia, 141 nucleotides long. NCBI's taxonomy places the organism in Eukaryota, Viridiplantae, Streptophyta, Magnoliopsida, Alismatales, Araceae. The record is from the annotation of a GenBank genome assembly.